AGCAUGGUAUCAAUCGUCAUAAGUUCCUGGAGCCUCCUGUUUUCUUGCUGCGUAACUCAGGGCGUUCUUGUUAGUUCAUCGUGCUUGUUGGCGUAGAAGAUGGUCAAGCUCAUGGAGAACGUAGUCUCCGCCAUCCCUAUCCUCGACGAACUCACCGUCGAGGAGCGAAACCUCCUUUCCUUCGCUUACAAGAACGUGAUCAGUGCUCGCCGUGCCUCCUGGCGGAUCAUCUCCUCCAUCGACCAGGAGGAAGGACGCGGCAACACCGACCACGUCUCCGUCAUCCGUGAGUACAGGGCCAAGAUCGAGGCCGAAUUGUCCGAGAUUUGCGUCGGAAUCUUGAAGCUCCUCGAAGAGAAGCUCGUUCCGGCCGCUGGGACUGGUGAUUCCAAGGUAUUUUACCUGAAGAUGAAGGGAAAUUACUAUAGGUAUCUGGCUGAGUUCAAGACUGGCGAUGAUCGGAAAGUGGCUGCCGAGAACACGCUCACUACCUAUAAAUCUGCUCAGGACAUUGCGACUGCUGAGCUGGCCCCAACUCAUCCCAUCCGAUUUGGAUUGGCUUUGAAUUUUUCAGUCUUCUACUAUGAGAUCUUGAACUCUCCCGAUCGUGCUUGCACUCUUGCGAAACAGGCUUUUGAUGAAGCCAUUGCAGAGCUGGAAACGCUUGGAGAAGAGUCAUACAAGGACAACACUCUCAUAAUGCAACUGCUAAGGGAUAAUCUUACUCUCUGGACUUCGGAUGUGCAUGACCAGUUGAGGAGCCGUAGCAGGCGUGUUAAACCGGCGGUGGUCCUAUUCUUCAUCUGAAGGAGUUCGUGGUUUACUGCAUCAACUGUUUUUUUUUUCAAUUUGGUAAAGCAAAAUGGCUAUAAUUACUUGGGGUGAAUUUGUAAUAAGUAUGAUAAUAUAGGCCUUUAGAAAAAAAAAUUAUGUCAAGUAAUAUUGUAUAAAAGGAUGAAGAAGAAAGAAAUGAAGGUGAAUAAA
This is a messenger RNA of Hibiscus syriacus, 984 nucleotides long. Its product is annotated as 14-3-3-like protein GF14 chi. Gene Ontology annotation, cellular component: cytoplasm. The record is from RefSeq and is a predicted model, not a curated record. The transcript has a single exon. Bases 100 to 807 code for a protein of 235 amino acids. Gene Ontology annotation, biological process: signal transduction. NCBI's taxonomy places the organism in Eukaryota, Viridiplantae, Streptophyta, Magnoliopsida, Malvales, Malvaceae.